Protopolystoma xenopodis is the source of this 453-nucleotide messenger RNA. Lineage: Eukaryota; Metazoa; Platyhelminthes; Monogenea; Polystomatidea; Polystomatidae. The record is from the annotation of a GenBank genome assembly.
AUGAAAGCGUAUGUUAGUCGCCUAUACACAACUUUUGCCCCGUUGACGCUCGUGACUGCCCAUCUGUAUUUUGGUGUUUAUCAUUGUUGUCAUGGCUACCAUCUUGACGUGGGAGGCCAGCCUGAUCCUGUGCCCGCUGCGUUCGGGUUGUAUACCACUCUGCUGGAUCACGACUCCUGGCUCAUCUCUGGAGCUGCUGUCUUCGAGCUCGGCUCCUACAGACCGAGCCUUCUGAAGCCAUAUUUGAGCCCGACUUGCUGUAUUGCCGUGGGCUCUAACUCGAAUGUCACGCCGGCAUUGGCUGUAGCAUUUUGCAGUGGCCGGCUCGAGACCCGCCGGAGCAGCUGGCGAGGUUUGGAGGACAGCAAAAUGGCGUUUGGUUCUGGAGAGGACAAACCCUGUGGGAGACAUGUAGAGGCUCCACCCGUCUUUCCAUGCGUCGUGGACAGCUGA